AUGGAAAACGACUCAAAGACCAUCCUAAUUCCUAAUGAAUUAUGUAGAAGAGCCGGUAUAGCAGCCUCCUGGCGCCCCAUUAACGAAAUCUCAAUUUUCCCUUACGAAAAACGUUCCUACAAACAAAAGGACGGCCCUAGUAAUUUUGCUUCCGACCAACCUUCCUCAAUCUUCCAUGUGAGACAUGAAGUUAUUUUAUUCCAUCCUAUCUUAAGAAAACUGGUGAACGAGUCCAAUGCUAACUUCCUAGCUCUGCAAGAGUUUGUCGCUGAAAAACCUCCAGAUUCAAAGACUGAAAUUUUAAAAAUGAGCCGCCAAUAUCGCUCAAUUAUUAGAGCUUGUCUGUUAAACUUACAAGACGACAUUGCCAAAACCAACAUUACACCAAAAGAAAAACAAGAAUUAAAAGAUUACAUUACCAUAUUUUAUUCAAUUGAAUGUAUUUGGCAUUUGUGUGAAAUACUGUUCAUUGAUGUUAUACCAGGAAAUAUAGUUUUGCCUCCUUUACUUGACUGGGUCCGUUUCCACUUUCCCAAACCAGAAAGAAACGCAGCUACACUUUUAUCAGGAGACACUGACAACUUGGAUUUAGAAGAAAAUUAUUGGCCUACAGUUUUUGGAAAUUUCCUACAAGGAAGAAUGAAUGUUGUUAGGGCUUUGCUUCAACAACACUCUGCAGCUCAAACUGCUGUAUUUCAAUUGGCAUUAAAUGUUUUGAAAAACAUGCCAAUUCUUAAUAUUGUUCCAGUGAGCGAAUUUAGUUUGAGAUGGAGACACUGGACAGCAGAGAUUCAAAUUAAACUUGAUGCCAAGCAAUUUAUGAGUAAUCGCAAUUUGGAUUUAAUAAUGAGACUCAUUGUUGGAGAAGAAUCAGCUUGGGCAGAAAUGCAUCCCCAUUGCGAAACCUGGUACGAUUUCCUAGCAGGCUGGCUAUUCUACACCGAACCAACAGUAAAAACGUUCGAAUUGGGAAGAUUUGCCGAUCAAAGUAUAGACAGGAUGAGAGUGAAGCACCACCUGAAACAUUUGGACCGCGUUUUACUUGCCUUUAUGAAAUUUGAUCUGUUUGAGGUGAUUAAGGAAAUUCAAGAAAUCACCGAUAAUGGUUGGCUUGUUAGUCAUUUGACUGAUAUUUUAUUUCAUUCAGGUCGUUUGGCCAUGUUGGAAAAUGAAGUUCAAAAUUUUUCUUCAGAAGAUCUACGAGAAUCAUUUAUCUUGGACUAUGGUACAACUCUCAUGGGUCACAAAAGUCUCUGGCAAGUAGGUUUGAGUUAUUUGGACCACUGUCACAAAGAUGGUUUGCCAGCUAUUAAACUAUUAUUGCCCAGAGUUGCUUUUGAUUCAGAAGCUAAAGCCACAAAUAUUAUAAGUGAAGCUAAAAAUAGGGGUCUCAAUAAAGUGGCUCAAAGUAUAUCCAAAAUUCUAGCUAUGAGAUCGCUGAGCCAAGGCAGACUUGGCAACGCCUUAACUUGGGCAUCAAAAUCGCAAGAUCGACUUUUCAUUUCUCGUAUAGCUGACAAGUUUUUGCAAGAAUAUGUCGAUACUGGAGAGUGGCGUUGCAUCGAUAUGUUGGAUGAUUUUGGGUCUUCUAUGCUGGCCAGUGAAAGACUGAUAUUUUUGGGAAAAUUCAUUGAACUUCACAAAUUGUACCAAGCAAAAGAAUACAAAGAGUGUGGAGAACUGUAUAUGUCUUUAUUGAAUUCAAAAUUAGUUCCCCAAUAUUUUUGGUCAGUUCUAUUUGAUGAAGCAUUGACCCUAGCAGAAAAUGAGCAAUUGGUGUUUUCUUCCGAUCAAACAGAACAAAUUAUUUAUCGUUUGGAGGAAAAGCAAAAUAUCCCAGAGUUAGUGAGCAGUAAAGUGUACUUAUUGAGGCUUGCUUUAGCUAGGAACUUGAAGAGAGCUUUGAUGUAUGAAGCUCAAUUGUACUAA
This is a messenger RNA of Ceutorhynchus assimilis (cabbage seed weevil), 1929 nucleotides long. The record is from the annotation of a GenBank genome assembly. NCBI's taxonomy places the organism in Eukaryota, Metazoa, Arthropoda, Insecta, Coleoptera, Curculionidae.